AGUUAUGGAAUACGGCACAUUUUGAAAACAUGAUCGCCAACCUUGGCUGAGUAGUUGUUUUUGUGAAGUUACAGUGAGAAGUCGUUUUGCGAUUUUGGAACCAGCGAAAAUGAUCUAUUUUUAUCUGUUGGCUUUAAUAGCCACGGUGGGUCUGGCCUCCCCGCCGAAAUCUGCAAUCCAGCGUCCCUGCUACCCCGGCGACCUCGCGUGCGUCAGAGACAACCUCAAAGCCAACUCCAGAUGCAACGCCAACGUCCGGGGGUCCAUACCCUCGGCAUACAACGUGCCGUAUUACAGAUUCGAAACCCCCUACUUCAAGUCUUCGUAUGUGGAGAAGAAUCUCAUUAUCAGGAAUCAUAAUCGCUGCGAGCUUAUUGAUUUCUUUUUCAAUACGGCAACGGAUAAGGCUGUGAUCGCCGUGGACUGUGUAGACAUGAACUUCGAGUCCGACCGUACGCUGCUGCAGCACGAGUCUUACAAGGAAGACCGGGUCUACAACUACCACAUCAAUGGAACUUACCCCAUCCUACGCCUGACGACUACGAUCGAUAAUGCUAACGAUAUCGACUUCUGCAAAGAAUUCACUUACACAGAAGUUCCCAUCUUGCCCGUCUUCCAUAUUGAUCCUAAAGAUAAACCAACGCAAAACUUCUUGACGCGGGAACUUUCUGAACUCAUUAUAUACGAGACAGAAACCUUUGCGUACCGAGGACAAGAAAUCAUGAGUCUGUUCGUGCAAUCUCUCAUUUGUGACUUUGGUUGUAAAAUUUACUAAUAAAAUGACUUAAAUCGCUUUA
This is a messenger RNA of Plutella xylostella (diamondback moth), 797 nucleotides long. It is a transcript of the gene P25, whose product is annotated as silk protein P25. Gene Ontology annotation, molecular function: structural molecule activity. Lineage: Eukaryota; Metazoa; Arthropoda; Insecta; Lepidoptera; Plutellidae. The record is from RefSeq and is a predicted model, not a curated record. Gene Ontology annotation, cellular component: extracellular region.